UUAUUAAAGAUAUUUCAUCUAUUAUUAUUGGUACUCAUAUAACACUUUCUCAAUUAAAAUUAAUUAAACAUUGUAAAUUAAUAGAACAUAGUGCAAGUGAGAUCUGGGCAAGUGAAAAAUGUUUGGCUGAAAUUAUUUCUAAAAUUUUUAGUCUUGCAAUAGUCCGUACACCUAAUAAAUAUAGCAAAUUAUCAAUAAUUUUAGGAGUUUUAAAUAUUAAUUCUAAAUAUAGAGAGUUAGAAAAAAUUCUUGCUGAAAAGGAUUUUAUGA
Molecule: messenger RNA, 270 nt
Organism: Racocetra persica
Lineage: Eukaryota; Fungi; Glomeromycota; Glomeromycetes; Diversisporales; Gigasporaceae
Source: the annotation of a GenBank genome assembly